UACUCUCUUAAACUAUCUCUCUCUUGUUGCUACGUCUUUUAUUUUAUCUGUGCCUGUGUGUGUUCAAAGCUACCUACAAGAAUGAGGUAUGUAAGACCUAUGCAAUGGUAGAUGACUAUUUAACAAUCAUCACAAAAAUUUAAAUAAAAGCCAGCAUUAAGCUAUUCAAUACUACCUAAUUCCCUAAAUGUAGCAAUAACAUUAGAAACUUUUUAUACCCUUUUCUAUUCAGUAUUUAACUACAUUAGUUUUUUCCUUACCAAAUUAGCGCUAUUUGUAACCAAUAACUAAACAAUAAAAAACGAAUUCAGUUUGAUUUUCCAAAAUAACUUCACCAUCCUCAACUUCACUCAUGCCAGUGAUUCCUAAUUCUCAUGUCUGUCGGUAAAGAGCAUGCUAGUGCAAAUAUAACUGUAUGAAGAAUGAGAUUUUUUCUAAUCGCAUGACUUUUUCUUUCCAAUUCCCUCCCCUCUGGGAGUCCUUCCUUCAUCAUCUUGCUCCUCCUUUAUCCCUUCACACUACCUCUCUAUAUCCACAAAAACGCCAUCAACGGAAUCACCAUCUUCGCCGUUGUGAUAGAGCCUCCACAUAAAUUGCUCCAUAUUCUUUGGGCAAUCCAACAUCCAUCAGAGCCAUCAUUAAGUUGUGCACAAUUUCAGUAAAUACAUUUUGGUGGUUAUCAACAUUGAUGUCUCCUUUAACCAUAAAGUAGCAACUAAUAUUGUGAUCGUUUUACUAAUGAGAGAUGGAAGUUUUUCAAAGUUAAAUCUUAUUGGCACUCUCAUGAACUCCUUGUGUAUAAUAGGAAAGUCUGAGCCGAUUAUAUGUCAUUCAUAAGAUAGGUUGAGUUCAGCUUAACCACGAUGAUCUCGAGGUGAAUUCAAAGUAUAACGUGAAUAGCAUAAAAAAGAAUUGUAGGAGUCUUUGAUAUAUUUCGGUAAAUUUCAGUAUAAAGGAAAUUCACAUAGUUGUUUACACCUUAACUAAGAUUACUACAUUCAUUACGAUGGAGCAGUCCGUCACAAUAAAAAGACCGAUUACCAUGGAGGGUGGGAACAACAACAUCACAGAAGAGUUUGUGACUAUGAUGGAAGGUGGUAGCUGCACCGCCAACAGCAAAAAUGUAGAAGAGUUUGCGACUACGAUGGAGGAUGGCAGCACCACCCCCACCAACAAGGCAGAAGAGAUUGUGAUGAUAAUGGAUGGUGUCAGCAUCCCCACCACCGACAAUAACAAUGCAGAAAAGUUUGGGAUGACAGUGGAGGAUGACACCACCAGCACCACCAGUAGCAACAAUGCAGAGGAGUUUUCGAUGACGAUGGAGGGUGGCAGCAGCACCACACCAACCAAUAAUAACUCCGAAGCGUUUGUAGUGGGAUGUUUGCUGUCGAUCAGGACAACAUUUGGUGAAGAAUUUGAAGCCCAAGUUGUUACGUUUGAUCAUUCCUCCAACAUCCUCGGACUCAUGGAAGGUUCCAAAGACGCCCCUCUUCGAAAAAUUAGGCUUUUGAACACUGAUUACAUCCAAGACUUCACCUUUUUAGGUCAACAUGAAGACCCACUUGAUCCACGUAAUUUCUACGUUGAUCUCAAUGAUCUCCAAGCAAGAGAAGAACUUGCCAUUAGACAAGCAGAGGCAGAUGCUGAGAGGAUUGGGGUUGGUGUUACAAGCGAAGCACAGAACAUCUUUGAUGCUUUAUCUAAAACGCUUCCAGUCCGCUGGGACAAGACUGUCAUAGUUGUAAUGAAUGAGGUGCGUAUCAGCAGUCCUUAUCACCCGGAUUGUGUGAAUGGCGGUGCUCCUGCUGCCAAUGACCGGGUGAAGAAAGUGCUUGAGAUGUUGAGGAAGCGUUUGCAACUUCCCUGUUCUGGUGGUCAGUAGAGUUACAAAAUGAUCAUUUGAGGUAUUGAGCUCUCAGGUUCUGUUUUUCUUUUGGAGUUCAUUUGAGGUAUUUCCCUCAAAUACAUCUUAAUAGUGUACUUUUUGGAGUUGGAUUUUGUAGGGAAAACUUUAGAGGACUAUGUUUAUAUUUAAUAUACCUGUUAUUUUUAAAAACAAAUUGAAAGAACAAAAUAUAAAUGAUCAUAUAAUACUUCAAUCACACUCAAUUCAUUUAAAAAAAUAUUUUAGAGUACCCUUAAUUUAAAAGAACAACAGUAAGCCCUCCCCUAUUUCUCCCUCUAAAACCCUCCAUCUAAACAUACUCUUACGCUUUGUUUUGUAGUUUGGAGAGGAAGGGAGGGGAGAGCUUUGAGAGGGUGGGAAAUAUAGAAUAUUUUUUAGAAAUCUUUCACAUUGUUUUGAAAGAGUAUUGCUUUAGAGCUUUGAGAAUGUUGAAGCAUGUGAUUCAAGGUGUGUUAGAUUUUGAACCCAAAAAGGGAUCUAAGGUUUGUAUAUUUAACGUGUUAAUUCUCAUUGGCAAGAUAAACCAGUUACAAUUAGUUGUCCUAAACUCACGAUGAGUUUAACAAAUUCUCUGAGCAAACAUUUCUACCUUCAAUUAUCAUUUCUUAAAAAAGUUA
This is a messenger RNA of Medicago truncatula (barrel medic), 2523 nucleotides long. RefSeq lists its product as uncharacterized. Lineage: Eukaryota; Viridiplantae; Streptophyta; Magnoliopsida; Fabales; Fabaceae. The coding region runs from base 1007 to 1882 and encodes 291 amino acids. The transcript has a single exon. The record is from RefSeq and is a predicted model, not a curated record.